AAAGAUUUCAUGAGGCUGAGGUGAACUUCCUGUUGGCAACCAGCAACAGUUUUUCGGUUUCUAGGCAGUUUUUUUUAGGAUGAAGCAGAAUUUUUAAAGCUAAAUUUGUUAAUUAUUAUAUUUAUAUCAUAUAAAACAUAUUACAUUUUUGAUAAAAUAAUUAGAAAGACUACAAAUAUGUAAACUAUUAUUUUUUAGCCGUAGCUAGUUAGCGGAAUAACUCGGUUGCCUCGCAACAGUCGUGUUUGUUAAGAAGCUAACGGGUUAGCAAGAAGACGAAUGAGAUUUGUUUAUGCGGAACGUUUUUCGAAUAAAGAAUUAAAAAUAAAUAGAUAAAUAAAAAUGAGUGAACAACUUAAGUUAAUUGUAGAACAGCUGAAUCGAGAGCCAUUCAAGAAGAGCUUUAACUUAAUCACGUUUGACUCUCUGGAGCCGAUGCAGCUGCUGCAGGUUCUCAAUGAUGUUUUGGCCGAAAUUGACCCUAAGCAAGCACUUGACAUCCGAGAGGAAAUGCCUGAGCAAACGGUCAAAAGGAUGUUCACUUUGUUGGGGAUGCUGAAAUACAAACCGCCUGGUGGCUUUUCUGAUGUGAGCGGUUUUCGGCAGGGCCUGGUGACGGGCAGUAAGCCGGUGGUGCACCCCAUCCUGCACUGGCUGCUGCAGAGAGUUCCUGAGCUGAAGAAGAGGGCCUAUCUUGCUCGCUUCCUCGUCAAACUGGACGUGCCCAGUGAGUUCCUGGCUGACGAGGUCAUCGCCGAGGUCUACCACCAGUAUGAAGAGGUGGUAGAAGGAUUCAAGAAUUACCACAAAGAGUGUGAACAACUGAGGACCUUUGGAUUUUCUGCAGCUGAGAUUCGACGGGACAUUUCAGCUAUGGAGGAAGAGAAGGAUCAGCUGAUUAAAAGAGUGGAGCGUCUGAGAAAGCGGGUGGAGUCUGUGUCUAACCAUCAGCGCAUGCUAGAGGUGGCCAGCCAGCUUCGGGUGGAAAAGGAGAGAGAGGAAUCUCUGGCUCUUCAGAAACAAGAGCAAAAGAACCAGCUGUUCCAGGCUGAGCAGAGGAGGCAGAGGUGUCAGCUCCAGCUGAAAGACUUGCGACAGGCAGCAGCAGAUGCCAAGCCUGAGAGCCUGGUGAAGAGACUGGAGGAGGAGAUUAAGUUCAACUCCUACAUGGCGUCAGAUAAGGUGCCGAAAGAGCUGGAGCGCAUCCGCAGCAAAGUGCACUACCUGCAGAAGGUGGCGUCCGAGCCGGCUAUGGGCCACGCCGAGCUGGAUGAGCUGGAGGAGAAGAUUAAAGAGCUAAAUCAGAUGAACCAGAUGAUGGAGAAGAAGAUGGCCAGGACUGACCCAAUGGAUGAUAAUCUCACUCUGUACAGACAGCAGGCCUCCAUCAUAGCACGGAAGAAGGAGGCGAAGGCAGAGGAGUUGCAGGAGUCCAGAGAGGAGAUAACCUCCAUCACAAGAGAGCUGAAUGCUAAGAGUCAGGCUGUGGGACAGGGAGGAGUCGAGAUCAUCCGCUCAGACGAGUUUAAGAAGUACGUUGCCAAGAUGCGCGGCAAGAACAUCGUAUAUAAGAAGAAGCGUCAAGAGAUGGCGGAGAUGAAGGCUGAGUUUGGUGUUCUACAGAGGACUGAGGAGGUCCUUCGUCAGCGCCACACAGCUGCACAACAGCAUCUGCAAUCCCUGGAGGCUCAGAGAGGGAUCUCGGGCUUCAGCGAGACCCAGGAGGAAUUGGAGAGAGUCUCAGCCAUCAAAAGUGAAUUGGACGAGCUGAAGGGAAACAGGUUGGACAACAUGUCUGAGAUGGUGAAGAAGAUCAAUUCAGCAAUAUCGGAGAAGAAGUCAGCUCUGUCUCCAUUAAUAAAGGAGUUGAGGCCUCUUCGGCAGGAGUGCCAGGAGAUUUCCCAGGAGUAUGAAGAGAAAAAAGCUCUGUAUGACACCUGCGCUGCUGGUCUGGAAAGCAACAGAUCCAAACUGGAGCAGGAGGUCAGGACCAUGAGAGAGGAGACAUCACAGGAGGAAAACCGCUAUCACCAAGUCAACUGCAUGAAAGAGAUUACUGAGAUUCAAUUGCAGCGAGCAGUAGAUGAGAUGAAGAUCUAUGUGUCCUCUGACCCACAGACACGGAAAAAGUCCAUCAGGGAGCAGUACAUGAAGUACAUUGCAGAGCAGGAAUCUUUGGGCAAGAAGCUCCGUGAGGAGCAGAAGCAGGUGAAGGAGAGCCACGGGCCCAACAUGAAGCAGGUGCGCAUGUGGAAGGAUCUGGAACAGCUGCUGGAGUGUAAGAAGCAGUGCAACCUGCGAGCCCAGAGCCAAGUGUCCAUCGGUCAGGUGAUCCAGGAGAGCGGAGAGGACCGUCUGGUUCUCUAACUGUGUGUCAAGUUCAUAUAAGUUCAUCAUAUCAAGGAAUACUUUUCAGCUUUGAUGGAGCACUAUGUGUUCAGAGGCACAUAUAGAGAAAUAUAAUGACUAUGCUAUGAAAAGUUUCUCUUCCUCCCCCCCUCCGUCAGUACUGUACUCAGUACAUUGUGGUCUUGCGUUUCAAAACAGAACAAAAUCUCCUUUUUUGGACAUAAUUAACUGGAGUUGGGAGAUUUGUAGGGGAGAUAACCAGUGAAGCGCUCUGAAUGUGCGAGAGAGAGAACACAUGUUCGCAGAAGUGUUCCAUGGAUAAGGGGUUUAAAAAAUUCAAACAAGUCCCUCGUCUCCGUUUUGACUUCUUUAAGAAUAGCGCUACAAUCCAUGUGUUGGAAGAUAACAGCGAACAAAGUGUUACACUUUGAAAGCGCCUGCACACGGUUAUUUUGGGAAGCAGCAGUCAUGACCUUGGGCAGAAGAGCUGUCCAAUUUAGGAAUUCAGCUGGUCCUUCCUUUGUUUCCGUCACUGAGGGGCAGAGGUAAUCAGCAGAGCAACAUCUACAACUUCUCCCCUACCUGUUAGUGCACAUGAAUGAGUCUCUGACUUGGGGCAAACAGAGCUGUUCAACUGUUUGAAUAAUAAAAUAAAUUAAUAUGUCUAUUAUAAGCAAACCCGAUGUUUUAUCUUGUAUACAUUUUCAGUUUAGAGGAUUUUGUAAAAGUCUUCCUUGGUAUGUCUACUAGCAAUGAGUAAACACAAGCUGUUGCAGUGUCAGCACAUGAGCUUCUUUUAUAUCUUCACUCAACCCAAUUAACACAAGCAAUUUAAGCACUACAGUUACUGUUUUUCUGUCAGUAAGUACAGAGUAAAACAUGACGGUGCAUGGGAAAAUGUGUGAUACGGCCUGAUGUGAAGUGGAUUAUUUUCCUGUAACAUCACUUUAAAAAGUGUUUUAUUUAUUCCUCUUAUACCUUGGCAGUUUGCCAGCCAUUACAGUUUUUAAUUUAUUACUAAUGUCACUUUGCUUUUAAACCACUGGUUACAUUUACGUAUAGUUACAUUUAAUGUUGUGGAACGUUCAUGAGAAGUUAUUUCCUGUUAUCACUUACAGUAUAGCAGUCAUAAUCAGUCACUCCCUCACCAGCUUCUCUUUUUUUUCUUUUAUCUUCUGUUUUGUUCUUUCUCUUUAAAAUAAAAAUAAAUAAAUAAAAAAACAUC
Ictalurus punctatus (channel catfish) is the source of this 3574-nucleotide messenger RNA. RefSeq names its product intraflagellar transport 81 homolog (gene ift81). Gene Ontology annotation, cellular component: cilium; centrosome; intraciliary transport particle B. NCBI's taxonomy places the organism in Eukaryota, Metazoa, Chordata, Actinopteri, Siluriformes, Ictaluridae. Gene Ontology annotation, molecular function: tubulin binding. Gene Ontology annotation, biological process: cilium assembly; intraciliary transport. The coding region runs from base 343 to 2367 and encodes 674 amino acids. The record is from RefSeq and is a predicted model, not a curated record. The transcript is spliced from 18 exons.